Pimephales promelas (fathead minnow) is the source of this 2625-nucleotide messenger RNA. RefSeq names its product DDB1 and CUL4 associated factor 15 (gene dcaf15). The record is from RefSeq and is a predicted model, not a curated record. Gene Ontology annotation, cellular component: Cul4-RING E3 ubiquitin ligase complex. NCBI's taxonomy places the organism in Eukaryota, Metazoa, Chordata, Actinopteri, Cypriniformes, Leuciscidae. Gene Ontology annotation, biological process: protein ubiquitination.
CUGCAGUAUAAAUCGAUUGUGAUAAUGUUGACUUGAAUGCAUAUGCCAAACUAACGUUGUUGAUUGGUUGAAACAUUUUCAGACCCAGAACGUGGGAAGUAACCCGCCCUCAUUUCCUUGAUUGACGGCUUUUGUGACCAAUCAAAGCUCUGAUUUGAGAAGGCAGAGCCAAUCGGCGAGCUGCUCGGGCUGGACUGAUGGCAAAUCCAAAGAACUGGCAAAAAUCAAAAAUGGCGCCCAGCUCGAAAUCUGAGAAAGAUGACAACAAACAAAAACACCAGAGAAAACAUAAAGAUCACAUCAUCAAACUCCUCACUCGAGGGCGGCUGAAUGGGCAGCUCUCGCAGCGGCUUUUCCGAAAACUCCCUCCUCGCGUCUGUGUCCCGCUGAAGACCAUCGUCAGUGAGGAGUUCCUCAGAGCAGGGCACAUCUUCCUGGGCUUCACCAAAUGCGGGCGGUACGUGCUGUCCUACACCAGUGACUGUGGAGAGGACGAUGACUUCUCCUUCUACACGUAUCACCUGUACUGGUGGGAGUUUAACCUGCACAGCCGCCUCAAACAGGUGCAUCAUGUGCGUUUGUUUGCGGGCGAGGACAUCUACACCGAUCUCUAUCUGACCGUCUGCGAGUGGCACAACGAUCAUUCCAAGCUGGUCGUCUUCGGCUUCAACACACGCAGCUCCAGUUCAGCCCUGAUGAACAUGAUGAUGAGUGAUGAGAACAACAGAGACAUCUACAUCACCAUCACCUCAAUGCCUCCUGCAGAGCCGUGCAAACAGUGCUGUCCCACGACCACCGUGUCCACCAUACGCACAGGGGGCGAGUGUCUGCAGCACGGGUACGUUCUGAACGCUCGCUAUCAAGUGGUUUAUCCGUUCCCGACCUUCCAGCCGGCGCUGCAGCUGAAGAAGGACCAGGUGAUCCUGCUCAACACCAGCUACUCUCUGGUGGCCUGCGCCAUCUCCCUCUGCCCAGGAGACGGGCAGCAGAAUUGUCAAAACAACCAGAUUCUGUACCGAAAGAGAGAAACGUCCUCCUCCUCUCCUCCUCCUCCUGCUGGACCUUCCUCACCAUCCUCAUCCUCAUCGACCUCAUCUGAGGGGUCACCUGACCUCAGCCAGUUAAAGCCCCAUUUCAUCCCGCUCUCUCCCGGCCAAUCACAGGCUGCCGUGCGGGCCAGGGAGUUUGCCGCUGACAUCUUCCGCCGAGCUCAGGCCGGAACGAGGGAACACGACAGGUGCAAAGCCAAAGAGAAAGAAGAGAGAGAACCCCAGCGAUCCCACGGCGAGGAAGAGCGAACGAGGGAGAGACGUGAACGAGACGCUGAGGUCCCGGGACCCUCGUCUUCCUCCUCUGUGGGGAACCAAAGCUCAGUGCUGCCCGCAGAGGAAAGCGCUGUGUGUCGCACUGUCAUGUCUCCGGGAUCCGUCUCCUCUCUGUCUCCACACGCUCAUGAACCUUCAUCCUCCUCUUCCUCCUCCUCAGAACCUGCUUACGUCAACUACUCCACUCUCAGAUACAGACUCCCACAGGCCCGAGCGGCGGAGCAGCCCAGUGGAGAGGAGGAUGAUAAAGUGCAGCUCCCGUUCACUGUGACGGACCUGAAGGGGCGAAACUUACAGCUGGUGACGGGACAGUACAGCGGUCAGUGUGUGUGUAUCGAGCAGCUGACGCUGGAUUUCGAGUACCUCAUCAACGAGGUCAUCAGGAAUGAUGCGGUCUGGGGCUCGCAGUUCUGCUCCUUCAGCGACUAUGACGUCGUCAUCCUCGAGGUUUGCCCGGAGACCAACAAAGUGGUGAUCAACAUCGGGCUGCUGCUACUGGCCUUCUCUAAUUGUGAGGAUGAGCACUGCAGACCAAAGUCGUAUCACUCCAGUCUGCAGGUCAGUUGGGACUUAAACACGGGAGCCUGUCGCACAGUCGGCGUGGGCGACCUCACUGAGGUCAAAGGUCAGACCAGCGGGAGUGUGUGGAGCUCCUACAGGAAGUCGUGUGUGAACACCGUGAUGCGGUGGCUCGUCCCCGAGAGCAGCUCGCGCUACAUCAACCGCAUGACCAACGAGGCCAUGCAUAAAGGUUCUUCUCUCCAGGUGUUGGCUGAUAAUGACAGAAGCACGUGGAUCGUCCUGUGAGACACACACACACACGUGCUGCUCUACAGUCCAAACGCACUCGCUCUCCGUGUCUCCGUCAUGUGGGAGUGCAUUAUUCAGGGACCGGCAGAUAAAUACUCGUUUUGGCCAAACCGAUCCCGGCUGUGUGUCCCGACACUCUGGGAUCUCCACAUCAGACCUGUGACUUUACGAAACACGCCAUUCAGAUGCAAAACACUGCUGAAGAACUGAAGUCUGCCCACACACACACUUGUUUUGAUGUUGUUUGGAAAGUGCAUCAGGACGGUUUGGUGGGCGGAUAGAGACAGCAGGGAAGAGACGCUGCUUUGUUGUUAUUUUUGUUUUGUUUGUUUCAGGACACAGUUGUUUACACCAUUUAGGCAUCAGCCAAUCAGAAGCCGUCGACGACGACAGUGGUCGUGGCCUCACAGCUGGACUGGAUGAGAAUAUUGUUUUUACGCAACAUUGUUUUACUUUAUUUUUGAUAAAAUUAAAUAUUCCUUGAAUAGUU